Lagopus muta (rock ptarmigan) is the source of this 2341-nucleotide messenger RNA. Its product is annotated as guanylate-binding protein 4-like. Lineage: Eukaryota; Metazoa; Chordata; Aves; Galliformes; Phasianidae. The transcript is spliced from 9 exons. Bases 337 to 2040 code for a protein of 567 amino acids. Gene Ontology annotation, molecular function: GTPase activity; GTP binding. The record is from RefSeq and is a predicted model, not a curated record.
AGCAGCAUGCUGUCUGUCACCCCCCCCACACACACAGACACAGUGCUGAUGUGCAGUGCGGGAUCACCAGCCCUUUGGUGGACGUGUCCAUCGCUGGGCUGCACCAUAGUGGAAGUCCUUCAGUCUGGAUAAUAGGAUGGGUGUUGUCUCCAACCGGUUGCGAUAUGCUGUACCUGUGCCAGCUGCCCCUACAAGAAUGAAGGCCACAGCUGAGGCAUUGUGAUUUCGGGGAAGCGAUGGGUGUUUACAGGAAGGGAAAACCAACAGCAGGGGGAGGGCUGGGUUUGCUUUCUCUUUCCGUUUCAGCACUGCAAAGCCGCACACAGCAGCACAACCAUGGAUGCUCCGGUGCUCCCGAUGCCGGCCCCACUGUGCCUGGUGAACAACAAGAAUGGCGAGCUGUCCCUGGACCCCACGGCGCUGGCAGUGCUGCAGGAGGUGGCCCAGCCCCUGGUGGUGGUGGCCAUCGCCGGGCCCUACCGCACUGGGAAGUCCUUCCUGAUGAACCGGCUGGCACAGAAGCGCACUGGCUUCCCGCUGGGCCCCACGGUGCAGGCAGAGACCAAGGGCAUCUGGAUGUGGUGCCUGCCUCACCCACAGCGGCCCGAAGCGAUGCUGGUGCUGCUGGACACCGAGGGGCUGGGAGACCCCACCAAGGGUGACAGCCAAAACGACGCCUGGAUCUUCACACUGGCGCUGCUGUUGUCCAGCACUCUGGUGUACAACAGCAUAGGCACCAUCGACCAGAAGGCACUGGAGUACCUCGAGCUGGUGACACAGCUGUCGGAGCUGAUCCAGGUGCGGGACAGGGACAAGGAUGGCAACAACGGCGCUGAAAGAGAAGAUGAGGCCGAGGACUGCGAGUUCAUGCGCUUCUUCCCCAGCUUUGUGUGGGUGGUGCGGGACUUCACACUGGAGCUGCGUGUGGGCGAGCGGCCCAUCAGCGAGGACGAGUACCUGCAGCAGGUGCUGGAACUCAAGCACGGGUACGGCCGCAAGGUGCAGAACUACAAUGCGACGCGGCAGUGCCUCCGCAACUAUUUCCCCACGCGGAAGUGCUUCGUGCUGCCUUCGCCACUGGGCACAGAGGAGCACGGGCGCAUGGAGGAGCUGCCCGAGGCCGCCUUGGCCCCACGCUUCCUCCAACAGGCAGCCAAGUUCUGUGACUAUGUGCUGAGCUCCUCCAGGCUCAAGACGCUGCCUGACGGCAGAGCACUGACAGGGCGAGGUGUCCCUGUGCCAUUCCCCACAGCCCUGAGCACGCUGCUGAGCAGCUACGUGGAGGCCAUCAACAGCGGGCGUCUGCCCUGCCUGCAGGGAGCAGCAGCAGCCAUGAUGGCCAACGAGAACGCAGCUGCGGUGGCGGCAGCGCUGGAGGCCUAUGCCGGGGGCAUGCGGGGGCUGUCACUGCCCACAGAGCCUGCACAGCUCUCGGCCGCGCACGGGGAGCACCUGCACGAGGCGCUCGUCGUCUUCCAGCAGCGCAGCUUCCGGGAUCGCAACCAGGAGCACCAGCGGCGCCUCAUAGAACAGAUCAGCACGGAGUACAGCCGCCUGCAGGAGAAGAACAAUGCAGCAUCACGGCAGCACUGCAAGGCGCUGCUGGCUGAGCUGGCGGGGGCACUGGAUACCAGCCUGUCCCGUGGGGCCUACGCACAGCCCGGUGGCUACCGCGCCUACGAGGCCGAGCGGCAGCGGCUGCUGGAGGCCUACCGGCAAGCAAAGGCCAAGGGCCCCAAGGCCGAGGAGGUGCUGGAUGAGUUCCUGGCGGAGCGCCGGGCAGAAGCGGAGGCAGUGCUGAAGGCAGACAAGGCACUGAGCGAGGCCGAGAAGCAGCUGGAGGGCCGUGUCCCCCAACGACAGCGCAUGGCAUCCCCAUGUACUCUGGGAAUCCUUAUAACGCUUCACAGGCAUCUCAUGAUGGCCCCAGCACUCGAGGACUCCCCUUCUCCCCGGGGACAUCUCCCAGACUACACACAUCUCUUGGGGCGUCCCGGUGCACCCAGGAGACACCUCAAAUUGCUCCUUUUUCCUCCCUGACGAACCCUCACCCCAUCCCCACAUCCCCGCACUCUGUCCCCAGCCCCUCCAUCUUCUCCUCACGUCCCCUUGCACUGUCGCUUUGGCCCAUCACCCCGUGCCACGGGGACCCCCACUCGGUUCCUUAACCAGAAGCACAAGGCUCAGCUCCUGCUUACUCCUCACCCCGUCCCUUUGUUCCCAGACCAGAAGCAGCAGACGCAGCUCCUGGAGCAGCAGCAGAAGGCGACGGCGGAGCGCGAACGGCAGCUGCAGGCGCUGCUGGCGGACGAGCGCAACAGCUACGAGCAGAACCUGCGAG